Molecule: messenger RNA, 1264 nt
Organism: Ipomoea nil (Japanese morning glory)
Lineage: Eukaryota; Viridiplantae; Streptophyta; Magnoliopsida; Solanales; Convolvulaceae
Product: salicylate carboxymethyltransferase-like
Exons: 4
Coding region: 59-1123 (354 amino acids)
Biological process (GO): methylation
Molecular function (GO): S-adenosylmethionine-dependent methyltransferase activity
Source: RefSeq, a predicted model, not a curated record
AUACAAAAUAUACACACGAGAUAGAGAUAUUGAGAGAGAGAGAGAGAGAGAGAGAGAGAUGGAAGUUGUAGAAGUGUUUCACAUGAACGAAGGAAAUGGAGACACCAGUUAUGCUAACAACUCCGUGGGUCAGAAAAAUGUGAUACUUCGUACAAAGCCCACAACAGAAGAAGCCAUAACAGAUCUGUAUAACAGUCUUUGCCCAGAAACCAUAUCCAUUGCAGACUUGGGAUGUUCCUCCGGACCAAACACUUUUCUGGUAGUGUUCGACAUCAUCAGAGCGGUUGAAAAACUGCGAAAAAUCACCGGAACCCACUCGCCGGAAUAUGUCGUCCACUUGAGCGACCUUCCCAGCAAUGAUUUCAACUCCAUUUUCCGGUCACUGCCCCGAUAUGUAGAGGAUUUCAAGAAAGAGAUGGGAGAUGGGUUUGGGGAUUGCUUCUUCGCAGGAGUGGGUGGUUCAUUUUAUGGAAGGCUUUUCCCCUCUAAAACUCUCCAUUUUGUUCAUUCCUCAAACAGUCUCCAUUGGCUUUCUCAGAUACCAAAGGGAUUGGAGGAGAACAAAGGUAAUAUUCGUAUCGCAACUUCAAGCCCACCUAGUGUGAUAAAGGCAUAUUACGAGCAAUUUGAAAGAGAUUUUUUAACCUUUCUCAAGGCUCGCUCAGAAGAAUUAGUGACGGGUGGACGAAUGGUAUUAUAUUUUUCGGGAAGAAAGAGUGAAAUCCAUAAUCCCAUUCAUGAUGUUCUUAACAUUUGGACACUUUUAGCCAAAUGCCUCAAAGAUCUAGUUACAAAGGGAUUAGUAGAAGAGGAGAAACUAAACUCCUUCAAUAUUCCCAUCUACGCAGCAUCUCUAAAAGAAGUGAAAAUGGUUGUUGAAAAGGAGGGCUCAUUCUCAAUUAAUGUUUUGGAGGGUUUCACAUAUGAUUUUAGUGAAUCUGUGAAGGAUGGAAAGGCAAUUACCAACUCAGUGAGAGCCCUGGUUGAGUCCUUGGUUGUUAACCAUUUUGGACGAGGAGUUAUUGACCAAGUUUUUAAUAAGUAUGAAGAAAUGAUCGGCGAAUGCAUGGCCGAAUUUGUGAAGGAGGAGUUCAUCAAUAUUGUCUCCCUCACUAAAAUUUAAAAGGAAUUACUUAUUCAAAGUUGUGCACCCGAUCCAUUCCAUAUAUAUACUAGUACUGAAAAUAAGGACCGGUGCUAAAUUAAUUUUUCUAUGAUUCAUGUGAAAAGGAAAAUAAAAAUACACAUAUUUCCAACUUCAUUU